UUUCUUAAAAUUUUAUUAUUUUGUUUAAUUAUGAGAUAUAAAUCAAUACCAUUUAUAUCUCAAAUAAAACUUCUUGUUAACAAUAAGCAAAAUGGUUUUUCUAAUAGUUUUUCCGUACAAAAUAUUGUUAUUAACUGGCUAAAAUCAAGAACUCCAUUUGAUAUUGCUUCAGUGUCAUGUUUUUACUCAUCAGAUAACAGAAAAUCUUUCAUUAGCAUAGAAAAGAAAGCGGAGGCGUUUAAAGAUGCAUACGAACAUAAAAAGGAAAAAAUCAAGGAUACGGAACAAAAGCUACGUCUGAAAGGUGCUGAGUUGGUUCGCGACAUAAAAAACCAGAAAGAAAUUACAGAACAGAAGUUGAAAACAAAAAAAGAUUUUCUAAUCAAGGAUAUCUUAGAAACUAAGGCUAAAGUUAAAGAGAAAUUUGAGGAGGUGGUUGAGAGGGAAAAUGUUUUUACUGUGCCGAAUAUAUUAUGUGUGACUAGGAUUGUGUUGUCACCAUAUCUUGGCUAUGUUAUAUUACAGGAUAAUUACAACUUGGCACUAGGUAUAUUAAUUUGUGCUGGUGUUACAGACUUGUUGGAUGGUUGGAUAGCAAGAACUUGGAAAGGACAAGCUUCAAAGAUGGGAUCUUUUCUUGAUCCAAUGGCAGACAAGGUUUUGAUUGCGACCCUAUUUAUAAGCUUGACCUGGCAAAACCUUAUUCCUCUACCAUUGACUUUACUGAUAAUUGCCAGAGAUGCGGCACUAGUUACUGCCGGCUUUGUCAUCAGAUAUAUUAGUUUACCUCCACCAAAAACCAUAAGUCGAUACUUUGAUGUAACUCAUGCAACUGCACAGCUUGCUCCAACAUUUAUAAGUAAAGUCAACACUGCUGUGCAACUAAUACUGGUGGGAACAGCAUUGGCAUCACCUGUUUUUGGGUAUGUGGACCAUCCUGCUCUCCAAGUUCUAUUUGGUGUAACAGCUGCAUCCACCAUUGUAUCUGCUUUAAGUUAUGUAAUAAGUAAAGACACCUAUAAAUUAUUAAAGAAAAAGUUAUAAUUUUUUAGACUGUAAAUAAUGUACCUACCUAUAGAAUUGUAAUUUUUUCUACCUGAGUUUAUUGAAUGAAUUUAUUAAAUGAUGUUGUUGCAGAAA
Messenger RNA from Aricia agestis (brown argus), 1140 nucleotides. RefSeq names its product probable cardiolipin synthase (CMP-forming) (gene CLS). Gene Ontology annotation, molecular function: cardiolipin synthase activity. The coding region runs from base 31 to 1044 and encodes 337 amino acids. NCBI's taxonomy places the organism in Eukaryota, Metazoa, Arthropoda, Insecta, Lepidoptera, Lycaenidae. Gene Ontology annotation, cellular component: mitochondrion; membrane. The transcript is spliced from 5 exons. The record is from RefSeq and is a predicted model, not a curated record. Gene Ontology annotation, biological process: cardiolipin biosynthetic process.